GUAGGAAUCCAAAGGGUAGUAUGAACGAUAACUUCUGGUUCAAUGACAACGCGUUCCAGGGAAGCAAUUCCGGGCCCAGCAACAAUGCUGGGGGUUCCAAUGAUGAUGAUUUCAUAAACAAUUUCUUUGACCGCGCCACGCCUAACCAAGGUCAAAAUACUCAGAAUUCACAGAAUCAACAGUUUCAACAAUUACUGCAGCCUAUGGCACAGCAAUUCCAGACCAUACCGCAAGAUGAAGGCUUAGAUCUUCCCGGGCAGAACAUCAAUCCACAGAUGUUUAUGAGACAAUCGCAACAGCAAGUUCCUCAACAACAUCAUCAACAACAACAUCAACAACAUCAACAACACCAACAACUUCAUCAGCAGCAAGUUCCACAACAACAGGUUCCACAACAACAGGUUCCACAACAACAGGUUCCACAACAACAGGUUCCACAACAAGCACAACACCAGCUCCAACACCAGCAGCAGAGUCUACAAAACAGCCAAAUUGGGAAUGAAAUGAAUACCAUGCAGCUGGACCAAGCUAAACGUGACCAACUCAUGAAAAUGAGACAACAGAUUAUGCACCAACAGAUGCUUCAGGCUCAGAAACAAAAGCAGCAACUUCAACAGCAGUCUAGUCCACAUCCAAUGAACCUGCAGAUGCAAUCUAAUGGAGGUAGCAUGAUGAACAUGGGUCAGAUGAAUCAUUCUCAGGCAGCACAAGUUUCCCAGGCUCAGGCUCAUGCUCAAGCUCAGGCUCAGGCUCAGGCUCAUGCUCAAGCUCAGGCUCAGGCUCAGGCUCAGGCUCAGGCCCAGGCUCAUGCUCAGGCUCAAGCUCAGGCUCAAGCUCAGGCUCAGGCUCAGGCUCAGGCUCAAGCUCAGGCUCAGGCUCAGGCUCAGGCUCAGGCUCAGGCUCAGGCUCAGGCUCAGGCUCAAGCUCAGGCUCAGGCUCAAGCUCAAGCUCAGGCUCAGCAACAUGCACAAGCUCAGGCGCAAGCUCAAGCUCAGGCUCAGCAACUUGCACAAGCUCAGGCGCAAGCUCAAGCUCAAGCUCAGCAACUUGCACAAGCUAGAUCUCAAACAGCCCUUCGACUCAAAAAUAUGGAGAGACAUGAUUCUGUUGGUGGGACUUCAAGGACAUCCUCAAAAUCAACACCUGUUAUUUCAAACAAGCAACAACCACCGGCCUCGUAUUCUGGGAGUCCACACACUGCCACGCCACAACAAAUGCAACAUUCUCCAUCUCAAGGGAGUUAUGUUGGAACCCCGAAUAGUGCUAUAAUUCCUCCAGGAAAAAUUGGUGGUGCCCCUACCCCUAGCCAGUCUGUUGGUGGAGCUGGUGGUAAUCCUGUUGGGUCUGCCCCACAGCAACAAAUAGCACAGCUUCAAAUGGAACUAUUCCUUUCUACACUCUAUGAUUUCAUGGCUCGUAGAGGAACUCCAAUUUCGCAAACUCCGGUGGUUAAUAACAAAAAGGUAAACCUUUUCUUUCUCUAUUUAUUAUGCCAAAAGUUAGGUGGGUCCCAACAACUUCUCAAGAGUGUUCAAAACCCACAUCAAUCAUCUCCCUGGACUCUUAUUUGUCAAAAGUUGGGGCUUUUUGAGAAUGUAGAUAUUCAACUGGAUCUUCCUACAAAAACACGUAUUGAAAGAGAAAUCAGUACAUGCUUCGUACAGACCUUACAUCCAUAUGAGCAGUACUUCUCUACGCCGGAGGGUCAAAAAGAUAUUCAGCAAAGAAGACAGCAUUUCCAAAAGCAGAUUGUAAUGAAGGUUCAACAGCAGCAGCAACAGCAGCAGCAGCAACAACAACAGUCACAACAACAGUCACAACAACAGUCACAACAACAGCCACAACAACAGUCACAAUAUGCCCCACAACAACAGCAGCAGCAACAACAACAACAACAACAGCAACAACAGCAACAACAGCAACAACAGCAACUUCAACAACAACUUCAACAACAACAACUUCAACAACAACAACUUCAACAACAACAACUUCAACAGCAACAGCAGCAGCAGCAACAGCAACAGCAGCAACUUCAACAGCAGCAACAAGGGCCUUCGACGUUCAAGAAUGAUUUUUCUAACAGAAAUUCCCCCCAAGUUACUACACAAUCGCCAGCACCUAGUACAUUUAUCAACACUGCGCCAACACCAGGAGUUUUCCAACCUGUGGCUGCGCAACAAAGUCCUGGUUUGAGUCUGGCACCUACCCCUCAACAAAGAAAGUUGUCCCGCUUCAGCAAUGCAUCGAACCAUAAUUCCCCUGUCGCUACGCAACAGACUCAGUUACAGCAAUCUCGAGCUGGAAGUUUUGGGCAACAAACUCCUAUGGGUUCUUUCCCAGAGAAUGCAGAAAUUCAGCAACCAAUGUCAAAAGUUGCAUCUCCACAAGUUGCUGUAAAAGAACCUAACGCAAUCAAAAGUUAUUUGCCAUUGCGCAGAACCUUGGAGACUCAUGGAGGGCAUGAUAUUAGGGCGUUGUCUUCUGUUGCUGGCGAAAUUGAAAUCACAAAGCCUGUAUAUCUUUUUGCCCCAGAACUUGGUUCGGUAAACAUUCAUGGUUUAAUUAUGUCGUUGAAAGGGUAUACCGGAAGUAACAAUGGAGAAGUUUCAAGUGCCUUGAAUACUUUACUUGUUACUUCAUCGGAUGCUAAUUUAUCAUUCAAAAUUUCGGACUGCCCGGAAUUACUUGAUUCGUUAUCUACUUUAGGAUUGAAAGUGCUUGAUAAUAUAAUUGAAAAUAACUCUAAAAGUAUUGUUGAAGAGAAGGUAAAAUAUGAAGAUACUGACAAGUUAACUACAAAUUCUCGUAUUGAGGAUAUUUUCAAAAGAUAUGUUGAUAAGAAUGAGGAUGCUGAAGAUGAUGGUCUUAUUGAUGAAGACGUUGUAUUUGUGGUUGAUUCUCUUACUGGGGAAGUUGUAGUUGGCAGUGAUGAAGAAGAAUCGGAUGAUUCUGACGUUGAAAUGGAUGAAAUAUUCCUGCCAUCAAAGGCACAGGAUGGAAGUUCUACUGUUGAAGACGUGACUGAACCAUCUGUUAAUAUUACUGACUAUAUGACUACCUUACUUGAAUUCAGAAAUGAAAACAAGUAUCAUUUCAGUAAGAUCCAAACCAAGAGUGCUAAAGAUGAUGAGAUUAUGUUGGUCGAUCAAUUGAUAACAAUAACGAUGAUUUUAAGGAACAUAUCAUUUGCUGAUUCCAAUAAAACUGACAUGGCUGCCAAUGACAGGUUUAAAGAUUUGCUCUUUGCUGUAGUCAAGGCUGUUGCAACAUUCCCCGAUAAAUUCAUUUUUAGUAGAAAGAGGUUAUGUUUAUUGAAGGAUUGUUUAUUAAUCUUAGAUAAAAUUGCUUUCAGUAUGGAACUUCGGUCUUUAGAAGAAGCAUUUUUGGCAUUUUUAUUGACUACUUCAUUUGGGCCCAAGAUUGAGGAAGAUGGUUCAAUUCCAUAUGGUAAUUUGGAAGUUUAUUCUUACUUGUCAUUUGGUAUUGAUGCUUUGACAAAGUUGCUUGUUAGAGCGCCUCAUAAUAGAUCUUUACUUCAAGCAGUCUUGAAUGGUUCAUUAAAUAUCAAUUCUUCGUCUUUUGGUGCAUCUAUUCAGGUUUCUACCGAAGAUCAAGAACAAACUGCUCAAUUGAUCAAGUCAUAUUUCAAAGGAGAUGAACAAGCAUUUAAAUCAGGGAAACUUUUAACUAGAUGUUUCCAAUUUUUCCUUUCCGUUAUUCCAUUCCAACAUACCACAUUUGAAUUCUCGAAAUUCCUCCUUAUAAGAGCCCCAACUGUGUCACAAGCACUCUUUGGUGUAAAGCUUAUCAUAGAUAUGAUUCCAGUUGAAGAAGUUUCUUCGGCAGCAAGAUUACUUCCUACUCAAUGGUUACUUGCUAAUCAGGAAGUUCUCUUAUCUAAUUUACUUCGAGUCUGUUUAAAUUUGGUCACUGAUACUACUAAGCUUAACAGACAUAGUCAUGAACAUAAUAUCAUAUCUUUGGUUAUUUUGAAAUCAUUGGUGGUGAUUAAUUCUUUACUUGGAUCUGCCUUGGUAUAUAAGCAACAAUCAGAUUCUGAUCCUACUUUAAUUGAACUGAUUGAAACAAUUUGUGAGAUUGCUAGAAUUACUCCGGAAAAGGAAUUGGCCAUGGAGGCGUUACUUAAUCCGGCAAUCGACCCUGAUGUUGGAAAGGAAGUUGUUAGAUUACUAGGAGUUAUAAAGGGAUUGGCUGGUGAAGAUGAGGUUGAAGAAGUUUAUGAUCAAGAAAAGUCUAAAGAACAAACAAAAGAAACCUUGACAGAGGAACAAUCAAUGGAAAGUAUUACAGAAAAUAAAAAUGUCCCAGAUGAUUCAACUAAACUGCCUGGGAUUGAAAACAUUCCCACUGAUCAAUCUGUUCCACCUAAAGAUGAAAUAAAUUUAGAAGUGUCAAAACUGGCAAUAGAAUCCGAUGUAAAAGAGCUGAAUGAGACUGGAUCUCAACCGCCAUCUACAACACAAGUCGAAUCUGUGCAAGAAGAUAUCGGAAGCGGAAUAUUACCAAUGGAGACUGAUUAAU
Molecule: messenger RNA, 4542 nt
Organism: [Candida] anglica
Lineage: Eukaryota; Fungi; Ascomycota; Pichiomycetes; Serinales; Debaryomycetaceae
Source: the annotation of a GenBank genome assembly